Molecule: messenger RNA, 1170 nt
Organism: Zingiber officinale
Lineage: Eukaryota; Viridiplantae; Streptophyta; Magnoliopsida; Zingiberales; Zingiberaceae
Product: transcription factor bHLH96-like
Exons: 3
Coding region: 42-959 (305 amino acids)
Biological process (GO): regulation of transcription by RNA polymerase II
Molecular function (GO): RNA polymerase II cis-regulatory region sequence-specific DNA binding; DNA-binding transcription factor activity, RNA polymerase II-specific; protein dimerization activity
Source: RefSeq, a predicted model, not a curated record
CUUCAAAUGUUGUUGAGCUCGGAGAAGAAGAAUCCACUGCCAUGACGAUGCCGGCCUUGGCUACCUCCGCCGACCUUGCCGUCUUCCUUGUUCACGACGCAAGCCAUGGCUCCCCCUAUUCCGCCGCGCCAUCGUCUCCCUCUGCCUUCCCCUUCGAGAGCCUUCGCGUCUGUCCUUCCUCCCUGCCUCUCGCAUUGGAGCCGCCGAGGCGUGCUGGUGGAGCUGGGAAACGCAGCUGGCGGCGCACUAGGGUGUGCAAGAGCAAAGAGGAGGCAGAGAACCAGCGGAUGACGCACAUCGCCGUCGAACGCAACCGUCGCCGCCAGAUUAACGAGCAUCUUGCGGUGCUGCGCGCCAUGAUGCCAGAGUCCUACGUCCAAAGGGGUGACCAAGCUUCGAUUGUUGGAGGAGCCAUUGAUUUCAUCAAGGAGCUUGAGCAGUUUCUCCAAUCCCUUGAAGCGCAGAAGAGAGCACUUCGGCGACAUCCUACAUCCAAGUCUGCAAGAGCACAAAGCUAUACUAACACCGCCAUCGGAAACAGCCGCGGCGGCGGCAGUAGUAGCUGUACUGGCGACGGUCUGGUCGCGAAUUCGCCUCCCUUUGCUCACUUCUUCUCGUUUCCGCAGUACUCCUGGCUUCACGCCGUGCAUGAUCAGGAGACUCGGCUUUCACUGCCCGGGUUGGCCGACAUUGAGGUCAUCUUGGUAGAGACGCACGCGAGCGUCCGAGUGCUCUCGGCGCAACGGCCCGGCCAGCUAUUCAAGAUGGUGGCUGGGAUUCAAAACCUCGGGCUUAGCGUACUCCAUCUCAGUGUCACCACCACCCUCGACUCAAUGGUCCUCUACUCCCUUAGCAUCAAGGUGGAGGAAGGGUGUAGUCUGACCACAGUCGAUGACAUUGCUGCUGCCAUCCACCGUAUGCUUUGCCUGAUUGAAGCUGAGGUGACUGGUCUGUCCUAGCUCACUAGGCUUCCCAAGUUAAUGGGUUCUCAAAACCUGCACAAGAAUGGGCUAGCUGUUGCCCAUUUUCUUCCACGUACAGUUGGUGCAGCAUGACAUAGUGCCCCUUCUCCUCUUUUCUUGUUUGUUAACUCUAUUAUGCCCCUUCUUUUUCAUGUUAGGCUUUGCUUGAUCAAUCCCAAUUUUGUCCAUAAUGUUAUCUUAUUUUCAA